Sardina pilchardus (European sardine) is the source of this 5139-nucleotide messenger RNA. It is a transcript of the gene trim33l, whose product is annotated as tripartite motif containing 33, like. Gene Ontology annotation, molecular function: zinc ion binding; ubiquitin protein ligase activity. Bases 473 to 4645 code for a protein of 1390 amino acids. The transcript has 17 exons. The record is from RefSeq and is a predicted model, not a curated record. Gene Ontology annotation, biological process: protein monoubiquitination. NCBI's taxonomy places the organism in Eukaryota, Metazoa, Chordata, Actinopteri, Clupeiformes, Clupeidae.
CUAUGGGACAGUAUUUCGUCUACAAUUUUUGAGAAAGGAAGGUACUGUUAUCUUUAGUUUAACUAUCACAAACUGUUUUUUACUUUCAAUCACAUUAUAGUGUGGUGUCUACGUACCUAUAUAGUUAAAGUGAUAUACGCGACUAUUUUCUAACGCGAACAGAAAGUUACCACUGGUAGUAACGAUAAGUAACGUUAGCUAAUAGCACCAGGACAAAAGACAUCUGGAAUAGUUAGUGACAAGAAAAGCUGAGGUAAAGAUUUAUUAUAAAAACAUUUGACGACAUUGGUCUCAUUGGAACUAAUUAAAACAGUUCCUGUCUUUAUGAUAUCCUCAAGAUGCGCAGACAGUCAACAAAUCCAUUUUGCUUCGAACAUCGAAAAUACAAUCCAGAGACGAGACACGCGCAGCGACUUCCAGUAUUAGAUUAAGCGACAGUUUCUGAAGACGGCGUUGGAUCUGCUACGAAACCAUGUCUGUCGCCAGAAUUCAGAAAAAGUUGGACGACAUUGAUGUGGGUCCGGUGGUACACGACGUUUCGUCAGCGGCAGAGGACAAAACGACGUCUUUGCUGGAAAACUGUUGCGUUUGCGAUACGCCAUUACACCAAAGUCGGUUACCACAACUCUUUCCAUGUUUACACUCUGCUUGCAGCACAUGUCUGUCAAAACAGCAUGUGGAGGAGAACAACAGAAAAUCCAUAGUAUGUCCCUCCUGCAAGAAGUUAUUUGGCAUCACGGAAAUCACUGAAAAUGUUAUCUUUAAGCAGUCCCUUCCCUCGUCAGGGAGUGAAGUAUAUAAGUGCGGAGGAUGUGAGGAACUUGGAAUCAAUGGCUGGUGUAAGGACUGUGGGGAAUUCCUAUGCUCUGACUGUGUUUCUGCCCAUAACCGAGUCAAACUCACCCGGGGUCACACAAUUGUAGCACAGGAGCUAUCUGAAGGUUCACAUCCUACCCUGUACUGCCCAGCUCACAGAGACGAACCUCUGAAAUUCUUUUGCGUGACCUGCAGUCAGCUCACUUGUCGGAACUGCCAGUUGGUUGACCACAGAAAUCACAGCUAUCAGAUGGUCACUGAGGCAGUAUCUGCUUUACGGGAAAAGCUUCAGUCACUACAGGGGCAAGUGACAAGACACAAGGAGCAAGUAAAACAGAGUGAACUGGAUUUGGAUCAGAGACUACAGAAUAUUACUGACCUGAAGACUUGUCUCAAGAAAAAAAUUUCUCUGGUGGUGUCAAAGAUGCAUCAUUCCUUGCUGUUGAAGGCGCUCAAUCUCUUUCAGUCUGCUGUGGCAGUGUAUGGGAGAGAGGAGAAACAACUGUCCCAAAGAAAGUCCUCUCUGAGGAGACUAGAGGAAAGACAGGACUACAUUAUGUCUUUCAUUGAAAAAACUCUCAGCAUAGAAGGCCAUGCUGGAAUACUCCUCAAAAACAAAAUUGAAGGUCAAAUAAAGGAUCUGCUGGUUCAGAGUGUAAAUCCGCCUGCUUCUAUGCUUGAACUGAAUGUCCAGGUCAAUCAGUCCAUCAUGACCUCAGUGGAAAAUUUCGGAGGAAUCACUCUCAAACUUGUCCCCUUUGCACGCCACCAGUCCAACCAGUCCGAAUCCCUUCUUCAGAGCGUACCAAAUCUCCAUAAUGUCCCCAAGGACUGCAUCAUCAACACAGUGACGUCCACCUCCUCGUCCCCGGACUCUUCUACUCAGGAGGCGACACUUCUCGGUCGAACCCCAGUGGCUUCCCCCUCCAAUCACAGUCAGUCUCACAACACCCCGCUUGGAAUCCCGAACUCUGCGGCUUGCUCGCCUAACGCUCCCCAGCCGUCUACUUCCUCGUCUGGCCAGACUGCGCCCAAGAACUGCAUCGUCAACACCGCAACAUCCACCACGUCUCCUGACAUCUGUGCUCAGGCAGCUCUGCGCGGUCAAUCCCCAACAGUUCCCCCCUCUCAUCACGGUCAGCCUAAGAACGCCCCACUUGGUCAUUCGGUUUAUGCUCAGUCUACACUCCCUCAGUCUACACUCAUUCAGGCUACGUCUGCCCCAUCUAAUGCCCCUCAGUCUCAGUCUGCUUCGUCAAGUAGCCUUCAGCUCCCUCGGUCCUCUUUGCUUCCUUCUCAACCUCACAUUAACGGACCUGCCCUGCUGCAACAUAAUGCUGUAUUACCAUUGGCUGUACCCUCCACAUCUUUCCAGCAACAGAGUCAUCAGGGUCAGACUGCGUUUUUUGUUCUUUCUUCACCUAUAAUCCAGAAUCCUCCCCAGGUCCUGUGCGGUCCCUUCAGCAUCGCCAAUGUGACAGAAAAAUCAGUAAAAGCACAGUCUUCACCGCAAGUGCAUGCCCACUCUGGCUCAGCUAACUCCACGGCAAACAGUGCUAGGCCAUCUCACUCGCGUAAGCCUGAUCUGACAGCAUCGCAUAGUCCUCUGUCAUCUCCCCCAAAACCAGCACAGCAGCCCUCGCCCACCAGGUCCCUUCAAGUCAUCCGGCCUGCUCAUACCCCAUCUCAGUCCAAAAUAUUUCAUUCUCCUCCUCCAGCAUUGGUCCAGCAUCGGUCUUCUGUUGACGGCCACAAUCCCCAGUCUCGCCCGCAGCAAGUACAGGUUUCUCCCCAUUCACCGGCUCCCCCAGCAGUAUCUCCAGUAGAUCGACACGGUACUCUUUUGUCUUCUCUUUUACAGCGGCCAUCUCUCACCAAACAUCCUCAAACCAUUCGGCCUACUUCUGCGGACACAGGGAAAGCUCACUCAGGUCAUUCCCAGUCUCAGUCCAACACAUUUCAGUCCCCUCCCUCAGCAUUGGUCCAGCAAGUACAGGUUUCUUGUGUUGACGCCCACAAUCCCCAGUCUCGACCGCAGCAAGUACAGGUUUCUUAUGUUGACGCCCACGAUCCCCAGUCUCGACCGUCAGUAUCUUCACUAGAACACCCUCAUGCCCUAUCUGCUUCUACAUCCCCAGGAAAAGCCCGGUCAGGAUGUUCUGAGACUCAGUCCAACACAUCUCAACCCCCUCCCUCAGCAAUGGUGCAUCAAGUACAAGUUUCUACUGUAGAUGCUCAACACCCCCAGGCUCCUUUGACAGCAUCUCCAUUAGUUCAACCCAGCACCAUUUCUUCUCACCAAAAGGCACUGAAGAAGGCCUCUCACAAAAAGGCGGCCCUCUCUAACCCUUUAAUUUAUAAUAUCCUUCAGGGCCGCUCUGCUGAUACCCAGAAACCCCAAUCUUCCAAAACCACUCCUAAUAAUAAAUCCUUGAGCCUUCAGGAUCCGAGAACAUUGAAACUGAUUGCAAAAAGACUCGCAAUGCUCCAGAAAAAGUCUACCAACAACUUCAAACGGCGUCAGUCAAAAGUGUGGAAAUUCCAUCAAUGCCAUUCCUCUGCUGGGACUGAUAAAACCAACGAAUACACUCUCAGUGGCAGUGAUGCUUCAGUGUCAAGCCCAGCUGGUUUGCCAGACCCUCAGAGUGACACUCAAACUUUGACCAUCCAGCAAACCACUAGUAAGACAGAGGGCCAAGAGGAGCCAUCAGAACAGAGGGAUAUCCUACCACAAUUAACCAAGGACGCUCGCAACAUACAUUCAAACUGGCUCAAUGGACUUCCACAAAGCUUUCGAGAGAUAUUGGGAGUACUGCCACUUGGGAAAGGGGGGCAGGAUUCCCCUCAAACAGACACUGUCAAGACCGAAGAUCCUCAGUCCUUGUCAAGAACGGAGUCUGAAGAUUCAGUGCCUGUUGGUGACGCUGAUUCUGUGACAUCUGACAAGGCUGAAAGCACAGCAGAAAUAAAGUACUGCACACUUCCAGAGAAGAUGUUAAGAUGUCAAGUUGAUUUGAUUCGAUUGGAUAUAAAGUUGCCACCUGCUGGACAUUCACUUCCUCGGUUCAGAGUUGGCACUGAUGGAUCGCUUGAAAAUAUCCCACCGCCAGAGACUAAAGUGGAGGAACUCUUCGUGGACUCUGAGAACUCGGAGAGCUCUCCGCUGUCUCCUGGCUCUCCAGGGAGCAGCCUCCGCUGCGAGGUGUGCAGUGCAAACAGAGCCACCCUCCUGUGUGCGGUGUGUGAAAGGAGCUUUCAUAGAGACUGCCACGUUCCUUCAAUCGCCGCCCGGCUCUGCAAUUCCGAAUGGACAUGCUCCAUAUGCCAGGACCUGUCUGAUUCAAGAGACCCAUUCAGGAAGGAUAGACGGAGGAAGUUCUGGCUGAACUCACUUGAUCAGAGGAGAUGCGAACACCUCUUGCUCGCCCUGAUGUGCAAGAAGAACAACAGCGUCCUUUACAGCCCAUGCAAGGAUCCAGAGUCAUCUAUAGACUUUCAAUUCAUUCAUGAACGGUUGAUGAGGAGACGGUCCCCUCCGUACCGCACGCCAUCUGAGCUGGUUUCAGAUGUCUGGGUGUUUCUGGAGUCCGCUCUCUCCAACGCCGAGGAGACUGAGGAUGCUCUGAGGAUGCUGAAGUCCUUUGAGAAGAGGGUCAACCUGAUCUUUGGAGACACUCUCCAUCAAUCUCUUCUGAAACGAUCCACUGCGGAAAGGGAAAAGGAUCUGGGAAAAACUGGAGGACCAAUUUCAAAGGACAUGUCAGAAAGCGAAGAUGACUCCUCAGACGACUUCACAGAACCUGUCGUCAAAAAGCGUCACCGGGACUAGACAGAGACUGAGCAUUAUGUCAAGAUCGCUGUCGAUAGUUUUCCCUCAGCCUGCCAAAAAUGCACACAUCUCGGAGACUGUGACUGUGGCAAGGCAGCGACUACAGUGUGACAGGAAGCAAGUCUAAAAAGAAGAGGUCUACAAGUUUUCAGCUCAGUGAUGUUGAUUGUGGAUCUUACAGGUACAAGAUAAAGGGAGAGAAACACAGUGACUGUCUGGUAAUAGACACGGACACAUACUUACCACAAAAAUACCAUACAGUUGCUGAUGUUGCUGUUGGCACAUUAUAAGAAUAGCUGAAGCUUUCAAUUUCCACAAUUUCAAUUUAUAUAGAGUAUAGCAUGUUAUAUGUUUGCUAUGUAAUAUGUUAUAUGUAAGCUAUCCUGUUAAUAAACUUUCGGAAUAGCUGUUAAUAAGUGCAUGUCUUUUCUGGGUGAAAAUGGCAGAAAAUUGCUUUUUCAUUGACCGCUAGAGGACGCCAGCAGCACUGCAUU